UACUUCUAUUGAAACCCAGUCUACAAUUACAAAACAUUCAAAAUGGCGGUAGCGUUUACUUUUCGCACAUGCAAUUUUUAACUGCUUGUUGAAACGAAAUCCGAGAUCGUCUUGUCAUCUUCUGUUGUGAUUGACGAAGCACAAUUAUGGCAGCCUUAGACUCUUUAGCAGAGUUAAACAGUAUUCUUGAAGAAUGGAACAAUGAGAAUGCUGCUGCAGGAUUUGCUACGUCUAAUCCAGUUCCAAAAAUAACCAAGCUGGCAGAGAUAGUUGAGAGGGAAACUGAAGCCUAUUAUAAAAUGGAUCCUGACCCUUUUGAUGACAGGCAUCCAGGUAGAGCCAACCCAACAUGUACACUUGGACAUUUGUUUAAGGCCCUGUUUAAGAAUGAGGAAUUUAUGAACAGGUUGGUCUGUGAAUAUCUGCUAGAUCCCCAUGGCAACACUGAAUUAUGUGUACAGACUGCUAGAUUUCUGUAUGGGGUAGCACAUGGCAUUGAUAAACGUGAUUUAUAUGUAGACACG
This is a messenger RNA of Ruditapes philippinarum (Manila clam), 524 nucleotides long. RefSeq names its product DDB1- and CUL4-associated factor 1-like. The record is from RefSeq and is a predicted model, not a curated record. Lineage: Eukaryota; Metazoa; Mollusca; Bivalvia; Venerida; Veneridae. The annotation marks the transcript as partial. The transcript has 5 exons. Gene Ontology annotation, biological process: protein ubiquitination. Gene Ontology annotation, cellular component: nucleus; Cul4-RING E3 ubiquitin ligase complex.